Penicillium nucicola is the source of this 1035-nucleotide messenger RNA. RefSeq lists its product as uncharacterized. The record is from RefSeq and is a predicted model, not a curated record. The coding region runs from base 1 to 1035 and encodes 344 amino acids. NCBI's taxonomy places the organism in Eukaryota, Fungi, Ascomycota, Eurotiomycetes, Eurotiales, Aspergillaceae. The transcript is spliced from 3 exons.
AUGACUACCCUUCCAGAAGUACUCGUUAUUGGCGGCACCGGCGCUCAAGGUGCCCCAGUUGUUCAAGCUCUGGCUACCAGUGGGAGAUAUCGAGUCAAAGUAUUGACAAGAAACACUCACUCCACUCAAGCCAAGUCGUUGGCGGCUUUACAGAAUGUGACUCUAUUCCAAGGGGCCGUGACCAGUCAGGUAGAUCUGCACGCGGCCUUCCGGGGAGUCUAUGGAGCGUGGGUCAAUACCGACGGCUUCACUCUGGGAGAAAAAAACGAAAUCUUCUAUGGACUUCGUGCCUAUGAGAUCGCUCGCCAUGAGAAGGUCACGCACUUUGUCUGGGCCAAUAGUGACUAUGCACUUCGAAAGGCUGGAUGGGAUGAGAGGUUCCGGACUCACAAUGAUGCCAAGGGCCGAGUGGGAGAUCUGAUUCUCGCGCAUGGCCAGCAGGGCAUGAAAAGUACCCUCUUCACCACUGGGCCGUACAUGAACAUGCUGUGGGAUGGCAUGUUCGUGCCCAGGACCGACUCGGAUGGGACUGUCAUUUGGGAAAACCCCGCUGAAGAGGGUAAAAUUCCUCUGAUUGCGCUUGAGGAUGUCGGAAAGUACACCCUCUGGAUCUUCGACCACAUCGAUCAAUCUGCUGGCCUGGAUCUGGAAGUCGCCACCGACCAAGUGAGCUUUCAAGAAAUUGCCGAGACCUUCACUCGUGUUACUGGACGGCCUGCUGUGCAUAGAGCAAUUCCAAUGGAUCAGUACAUGGCGGUCGCUGAGCCCUAUGCGGAUGCUCCAGUGAACUGGACGGCAGGCGACAAGGCGACGCGCGACGAAGCUACCAUGACCUGGAAGGUGAAUUUCACUGCCUGGUGGAGGUAUUGGGGAGGAGGCCUGGGUGCAACGAGAGACUUGCAGCGUCUUGACCAGAUUCUGCCGACUAGAAUCCAGAGUCUGGAGGAUUGGAUGAGGAAGACCCAAUAUGAUGGCAAACCGCGGUCUGUCCUGAAAGGACUGGAUGAUGCCCGAUCUGGCUCUUCCAAGAACUAG